GUGCCGGCUGUAUUUUGGACAGUGACCUCAGCAAAACUCGGUGGUGCUGUCGUGCUACGCAGCGGCCUUCUGGACGUGCAGCCUUGCGGCUGCGAAGACCACCUGCUUCCUCUUCUGCGUCAUGCUCUAGUACAUUCCGAUACCCGGUGUGGUGAACAACUUCUACACAGCCGAGGCGGGAUGGUGCCCGAGGGGGGCGGGCGGCACUUCACACGCGUCCUCUACAGCACCAUUGCGUCUAUCAUUGGCGGCCUUGCUGGUGUUGCGGGCGUGGCAGCCUUCUUGCGCAUCUUCUCCAAGCCCAGCUACCGGUCCACUGCCCUUGUCGCCACCCUCGCACCGGUCGUCGCCUCCGUCUUUGGCUUUGUCACUGUCCAUCGCUAGAACCUCGCCAUCGUCACCCGCGACCACGCAAUGUACACAACGCGCGACGCCAUCGUGUAUGAGGCGUUCUCCUGCCUUGCUUGCGUGACGAUGGUGCUGCUGCUGUUGCAUGUCUGGCCGCGCGGCUCGGGGAGCAUGGUCUGCGCCAUCGUCGCCGGCAGCGGAAACCUUGGUGCGAGCACGGCGUACACGACGGGCUCGAUCCUUUUGGAGAAGGUGUAGCCGAUCGUGUCGAAAGGCGUGGCCACGUGCAACGCGGACCCCUUCGAAAUGCUGCCUGCUGUGGGGCAUUUUCCUUCUGCCGCCGCUGACGAAGCUGCUGAGCUUCCUGUUGAUCCCCUCUGCGCGCAUCUGCGACCACAUCGCUGUGGAGGGCCGCACUGCAAAGAAAGAGUCCAAUCGCUGUCAGGAGGAGGCAAGAUGGUUCGACGACCGGCG
Leishmania major strain Friedlin is the source of this 822-nucleotide messenger RNA. Lineage: Eukaryota; Euglenozoa; Kinetoplastea; Trypanosomatida; Trypanosomatidae. The record is from the annotation of a RefSeq genome assembly.